Molecule: messenger RNA, 1892 nt
Organism: Trachemys scripta elegans
Lineage: Eukaryota; Metazoa; Chordata; Testudines; Emydidae
Product: E3 ubiquitin-protein ligase TRIM39-like
Exons: 10
Coding region: 12-1892 (626 amino acids)
Molecular function (GO): zinc ion binding; protein binding
Source: RefSeq, a predicted model, not a curated record
UUCCCAUAGCCAUGGCCUUUGCCCACCCUCUCAAGAAAUUACUGGAAGAAGUGGUCUGUCCCAUCUGUCUGGAUUUUUUCAACGAUCCAGUAAGCAUAGACUGUGGACACAACUUCUGCCGAUUUUGUAUCACAGAAUACUAUGACAAGUGGGAAAUUGAAGAAGAGGGAGUUUUCUGUCCACAGUGCAGGAAAAAAUUCAGGAAAGAGAAAUGCAAGACCAACUGGCAGCUUGCCAGCAUGGUGGAAAAUAUCCAACAAUUAGGGAUAAGACCUGAAAACCUGAAAAAGCAGAUAGUCUGCAGGCAGCACAAGGAUACACUAAAGCUGUUCUGUGAAGAUGAUGAUGAGGUGAUUUGUGUGGUUUGUGACAAAACCCAGCAACACAGAUCUCACACUCUGGUACCCAUCGAGGAGGCUGCUCAGGAUUACAAGGUGAAACUCCAAAAAGACAUUGAGCUUCUGAAGAAAACGAUGGAGGAGAUUUCAAAGCUGGAAUCCAGAGAGCGGAAUAAACCACAGAACUGGAAAGAAACAGUAAAGUGUCAGAGACAGCAAAUCUUGUCGGAAUUUGAGAAACUACAACUGUUGAUGAAUGAAAAAAAGAAACACUUUCUCCAAAGACUGGAGGAGGAGGAGGAGGAGACUCUGCAGAGGCUAAAUAAAAAUAUAGUUAAACUCUCCCAGCAAAGCUCCUCUCUGAAGAAGCUGUUCACAGAGAUAGAGGAGAAGUGUCAGAAACCAGCUGCUGAGCUGCUGAAGGAUGUAAAGGGCACACUGGCCAGGAGUGAGCAGGUGAGACUGCAGGAACCAGAGCUCAUUGCUGCUGAACUGAAGGAUGUGUACAGAGUCCCUGGCAUGAUGGAAAUGCUGCGGGAAUUCACAGAUUUUGUAGUGUUGCCAACUUUUGUGAUUUAUUUGGUGUUUUUCUUGAAGGUUCAGCUCUGGGAAUCCUGUGAGUUUGUGAGAAGCUCGAAACUAACCAACACUAUGAAGGGAAGUAUUGUGUGUGAACUGCACCAGUAUCUGGAGGAACAAGAGCAACUCCUGCUGGCCCGGCUGGCAGAGCUGGACACAGAGAUUGUGAAAAGUCAGAAUGACAAUGUUAUCCAACUCUCUGAGGAGCUCCCCUAUCUGGAUAUGCUGAUCAGUGAGCUGGAGGGGAAGCAUCAAGAGCCAGCAAGUGAAUUCCUGCAGGAUAUCAGAAACACCUUGAGCAGGUGCGAGAAGAGGAAGUUCCAGAAGCUGGAGGAGAUGACUUCUGAGCUGGGAAAGAGACUCAAUAGUCUUUUUCAACAAAAUAAUGCUCUAAAGGAAACUCUAAAGAAAUGUAAAGCAAAUGUGACUCUGGAUCCAGACACGGCUCAUCCCUGCCUUGUCUUGUCUGAGGACCAGAAAAGUGUGACUUGGGGAGACAGAAGGCAGAAAGUGCCCAGCAGUCCCAAGAGAUUUGACUCUUCUCGCUGUGUGUUGGGCUGUGAAGGAUUCACCUCAGGGAAACAUUACUGGGAGGUGGAGUUGCAGGCUGUGGGAGGCAUGUUUGCUAAACUCAGGGCUGAAAUGGGUGAAGGAUAUUGGGUUGUGGGUGUUGCCAGAGAGUCUGUGAGGAGGAAGGGAGUGAUCCUGCUUAACCCUGAGGAGGGGGUCUGGGCUUUACAGAAGCAAAGAGGUCAGUACGCAGCCCUCACCUGCCCUGAGAUUCUCUUGUCUCUGAGUAGUAUUUUCAGUAGGAUACGGGUUUCUCUGGACUAUGAAGGGGGGCAGGUGACCUUUUUCAAUGUUGAGGAUGAGACUCCCCUCUUCACUUUCCCACCAGCUUGUUUCUUUGGGGAAAGAAUCUGCCCUUUCUUCUGUGUUGAGGGGAAGGGAACCUGGCUCAGACCGUGUCCUUGA